This is a messenger RNA of Formica exsecta, 2023 nucleotides long. RefSeq names its product G-protein coupled receptor Mth2-like. Gene Ontology annotation, molecular function: G protein-coupled receptor activity. NCBI's taxonomy places the organism in Eukaryota, Metazoa, Arthropoda, Insecta, Hymenoptera, Formicidae. Gene Ontology annotation, cellular component: membrane. The record is from RefSeq and is a predicted model, not a curated record. Gene Ontology annotation, biological process: cell surface receptor signaling pathway; G protein-coupled receptor signaling pathway. The transcript is spliced from 5 exons. The coding region runs from base 9 to 1478 and encodes 489 amino acids.
UAAAUUGGAUGUAUAUCAAAGAUAAGAAUAGUUCCACGUCGCACGAUUUGAUAAAAAAUUCCUAUAAGGAUAAUAAUAAAAACAGUAUUGUUCCGAAAGAGAUGUGCGACAAUAUUACUUGCAUUAGGUUAUGCUGUCCUUUCGGUAAUCGCCUGUUUAAUGGAACAUGCAUUGCCGGACAGGGUAAUUUUAUUUUCCUACCAAAGAUAUAUGGAUACUUUAAUGAUUUGUUGCGAAAUGAAAAUAAAAGCGUAGACAAUCUUUUUCUUCUGAUCGUUCACGAUCCCUGUCAGAAGACUGGACAGCCAUUCUCCAUUCCAUUCUCAAAUAAGAUAACGUUUUUCGUUAAUGGCUCUUUACAUCUACAUUCGUACAACACAAUUGUCAAAUCAACAUCUUAUUGCCUCACUAAUGUGGCUGGAUACAGAUUUAAUGUGAAUCUUUGUUUUAAGAUUAAGAGCAAGACCAUAGAUAACACUCAAAUUGUAUCUGUUCCGAUACAAAAAGUAUCGGACAAGUAUCAAACAAGUACGGUCGUAUAUAUAUGCGGCUUUUUAGCGACUCUACUAUUUUCGUUGGUGUUGUUUAUAGUGUACUCCAUAGUACCAGAACUCCGUAAUAUACAUAGCUUCAUAUUACGUGGAUACAGCGGCUCGAUAGUCAUCGUGAACACAGUCGAAUUGGUAAAGAUAUUCAUCGGAGGGGAUGUUAUAGAAGGCUUCAUCUGUAUCACAUAUGCUUUUGUCAAAUACUAUUUCUAUUUGGCACGCUGGUUCUGGUUAAGUGUAAUGAGUGUCGAUAUAUGGCGUAUAUUUAGAAAAUUGCGCUCGUUAAAAAGAGGUGCGAAAAAGAUAAAACAACAAGAAAGAAAGAAGUUAAUCCAGUAUUCCGCCUAUGGGUGGGGAGGCCCCUUUAUGCUCGCUAUCAUUUAUGCUAUUAUGGAGUUUGUUCCUGGUGUACCGGAAAACUUUCGACCGACAUUUGGCAAUGAUGAAUGCUGGCUUAGUGGCAAAGCAUAUUUGUUCUACUAUCUGGGAGUUGUAAUUAUUUGUAUUAUCAUUAUUAUUAUCUUAUGCAUCUGUACGGCACAAAAAAUCGCACACUACGAAAAGGACAUUGCUCAUUACCUGAAAGAUUCGGAGAGCCGACGUUAUAAAGACAACAAGCAAUGGUUUGGAUUGUACCUGGAGGCAAUUAAAGUCCUAUUUAUCAUUAUAUGCGUAAAACAUUUUAUGUACGCUAUACAAUCGUUCUGUGAGGAGUCAUCUGUGACGUCAUCUUCCCUCCUGUAUAUGUAUGCUGUGGUGGACGUCAUAGAGCAGUUUUGUAUCUUCAUCAUAUUUGUAUGGAAGGAGAAGAUUAGGAAGCUACUGCUGAAGCAAUUCGGUUGCCAGGGUCACGGUCUGUUUUCAAUAGGUCAACGAAUUAUCGCAUCCUUAAACAUUUGCACCACUACGAGAGAAACGACUUCUCUGUAGGAAAAGAUCAAUCCUUAUGGAAAAACAUCGCGCAAAGACUUCGUCCGAUUCGACCGAUCUUUAGUGCUAGUAUGCGCGACAGAAAGAUUUUAUCAUAGAUCAAAAUUGACAGUUAUCCUGUGAUUAAUUACAGUGCUAAAACAUUUUUAAUCGAUGAUUAAUUUGACAUUCUAUUUGUAUCGUAGUUGUAUUGUUUUGUGUAACAGAAUAAUGGUCGUAAUCUCUACUUGUCAAAUACAUAUUUGUUUAUUUCUCGUCUCUUUUUUUGUUUUCUGAUUCUUUAAUAAUAUAUUUGUAAGUCUUUAUUUUUAAUUUUCUUUGCAAUUUGCAUUUUCUAAUUUUUUGAUAACAUUUUUUAUUAACAUUAUCAAAGAACUGUUGCAACAUUUAUUAUGAUUCGUACAUAAUAAUAUUAUUGAAUUAUCUUAUAUUCACAUUAUUAUUAAUAAUGUAAUGGAAACAUAUUAUAUCAAGCGUGCAUAAAUGCGAUUGCUAAGUAUAUAAUAUUAUUCAUUAUGUAUGCAUAACGGAUGUUUUUGUUAACA